Phasianus colchicus (ring-necked pheasant) is the source of this 1667-nucleotide messenger RNA. RefSeq names its product G-patch domain containing 3 (gene GPATCH3). Gene Ontology annotation, molecular function: nucleic acid binding. NCBI's taxonomy places the organism in Eukaryota, Metazoa, Chordata, Aves, Galliformes, Phasianidae. Gene Ontology annotation, biological process: negative regulation of RIG-I signaling pathway; negative regulation of type I interferon production; positive regulation of DNA-templated transcription. The record is from RefSeq and is a predicted model, not a curated record.
CACAGCGCGCCCAGCCCCGCGUGACGCACCGUUGGGCGGACAAGAUGGCGGCGCCCAGUUGUGAAGUCCCUAAUGGCGGCGCCGCUGCCGCCCGUUAUUGCCUGGUAAGCGGCAUCCCGGCUGCGCUGCGCUCUGCCCAUCUCCGCGCCUACUUCAGCCAGUUCCUGGAGGCCGGCGGUUUCCUUUGCUUCCACUACCGCCACCGCCCCGAGCGCCCGCCGGCGGGAGGCAGCGAUGGGCAGAGCGCAGCGCCCAACACCUGCUGCUGCCCGGUGGCCGUGCGGCCCGGCCGGGCCCGGCGCUUCGUCCGCAUGUACUCGGGCCGGCGCUGGGUCGGGCCCGGCGGCACCUCGUUGCCCGGCCGCUGCCGCGUCCGCAGGGUCCGCCUCCGCCCCGGGUCAGAUCACUCCUUCCCUCUUGGGGGCACAGAGACGUUUCCCACUGGAGUGGACACGAAGGCUGAGGGUGAAACCGUCACGGAAUCGGACUUGAAGCGGCUGCCUGAGUUCAACCCCCCUUCCUUUAUGCCUUUUGGGAACGUGGGCACCCCUCUGAAAGUCUUUCUGGAGCUGAUCCGUGCCUGCAGGCUGCCUCCCAGGAUCAUCAAGAAAUUACAGCUGGAUUUCCCAAAGACAGGCUCAUCCCGGAGGUAUGGCAAUGUGCCUUUUGAAUACCAGAACACUGAGACGGUUAUAGAAGAAGAAAGAGUUUACACUGCCACGGGGGAUGAGAUCACAGAGGACGAGGGGCCUGUGGCAAGAUCUGAGGUGACUGAUCCAGCCAGUGCUGAGGAAGAUGAGGUGGAGCAGGAAAAGGAGGAAGAGGAGUCGCACUCGGAUGAUGACAAUGAUACCUGUGAGGAAUGGGAGCGACACGAGGCUCUGCAUGAGGAUGUGACCAAGCAGGAUCGUGUGGAGGAGCGGCUGUUUGAGGAGGAGAUUGAGCUGAAGUGGGAGAAAGGUGGCUCAGGCCUUGUCUUCUACACAGAUGCUCAGUACUGGCGGGAGGAGAAUGGAGACUUUGAUGAGCAGACUGCUGAUGACUGGGAUGUGGACAUGAGCAUCUACUAUGACAAAGAUGGAGGUGACAAGGAUGCUCGUGACUCAGUCCAGAUGUGGCUGGAACAGAGACUUCGAGAUGGUUUGGAGGAUGGGUCUACAUCAGGGCAGCAAAUUGGCACCUUUGAGAGAUACACCAAGGGCUUUGGCAGGAAGGUUCUGGAGCAGCAGGGCUGGACGGAGGGGCUGGGACUGGGGAGCAACAACUCUGGAAUGACUGAAGCUCUAGACAACGAGGGUCAGAAUCCCAGGUGCAGGAGAGGUCUGGGGUACCAUGGGGAGAAACUGCCAGCCUUCAGCAAGGUGAAAAAGCCACGGAGAGAAACGCCUGUCCUCAUCUCAACCAUCUACGAUGACCCUGAGCCUAUGGACAGUGGUGACCAGCUGCUCAGGCGCCAGCCACCCACUGCCAUGAAGUACAGACAGGACGUGCCUUUCGUCCGGGCGUUGCGUGGCACUCUGGAGAGCUCCAGCACUCAGUCACACUGAGCAGAGACUAUCAGAGCCUUUUUACUGCUCCUGUUGACCACAGGCUGGCUCCUGCUGGUCUCAGUAUUGAAGUAGUUUGUUCAUAUAUUUAUUUUUGGAAGAAAUAAUUUGUAAUGGAAA